This is a messenger RNA of Salvelinus fontinalis (brook trout), 2148 nucleotides long. RefSeq names its product threonylcarbamoyl-AMP synthase-like. Gene Ontology annotation, cellular component: cytoplasm. Lineage: Eukaryota; Metazoa; Chordata; Actinopteri; Salmoniformes; Salmonidae. The record is from RefSeq and is a predicted model, not a curated record. Gene Ontology annotation, molecular function: tRNA binding; nucleotidyltransferase activity; double-stranded RNA binding. The transcript has 5 exons. The coding region runs from base 56 to 865 and encodes 269 amino acids. Gene Ontology annotation, biological process: regulation of translational fidelity.
GAUGUCAGCUGUGUUUCUAUUCUAACACGUUUCUGGUGUUGUUCUUGUAGUUGCCAUGCUAGCUGUGUUCUCUGUCGUCUGUCUAUAUGGAGCCCUGGCAUCACUGGUCAACUGUACCUUCCGUCAGAGUGUGAUGCCCUUGGGGCCUCCUCUGGUUAAGGAUGUGACUCAGCAGCAGAAGUCCUCCCCUGCCCUGUCCUGUCCCGUGGCAGACUCCAGACUGACCAGCGGUCUCCUGAAGAUCUCCAGACUGCUGGACGACGGGGGGGUCUGUGGAAUCCCCACCGAUACGGUCUACGCCCUGGCCGCGUCCUGCAAGAACCCUCAGGCCAUCGAGAACAUCUACAACAUCAAGGACCGCCCAGCAGAGAAGCCCAUCUGUAUCUGUAUCUCCAGUGUGGAGCAGCUGGUGGCAGCCAAGCCCCCCUUCAGCUCUCUACUCUGGGAGUUCAUGAGGAACGUCUACCCUGGAGGAAUCAGCUGCAUCGUCAGCAAGGGAGACUGGCUCCUCAGACUGGGUGUGGGUCCAGCCUACGACCGCGUGGGGACCAAUGACAGCAUCAUGAUCCGAGUCCCUGACCACACCGUCACCGGACACCUGUGUAACAUCACCGGACCGCUUGCCAUUACCUCAGCCAAUCCCAGUGGAGAACCUGACAGCACGCACCACGACAUGGUCAUCAGUCGGCUGGGCCAUAAGAUCCAAGGGGUUCUGUGUGACGGGGUUUCCAACGAGGUCGUAGCCUCAACGGUGGUGAACUGCCUCAAGAUAGAUGAAGGUACGAUUAGUAUCGUGAGGGAAGGCUGCGUCCCGGCGGUGAAGGUCCGACAGAUCUUUGAGAGGGUGAAGACCAGUAUGUUGUGAGGAGGACCCCUCCCUCCAUCCCUCCUCUAUCCUCUCUUCCAAUCAGCUCUCCUCCCACCAUUCUCUGUUGACCAAUGAUGACGCUCAGAUCAGAUACUGGACCCACCCACCUCAGGCCACCAUCCAAUAAGUCUGUCAAACACGUUGACCAACGGUUGUUACAUAUUUAUUCUCUAUGUAUGUUGUAGAUGCAAUCAUAUAUAAAUAUGUGCAUUUUAGAUUCGAUUUUAGGAUCAUACGUAUUUUUUGUUUCGUUCUAUGGGACUUUGAUUAUGUAAAAUCAAGUGGUAACAGACAUUAUACUCUAAUGAUGUACAACUCUAAAUGAGGGAUGAUGUACAACUCUAAAUGAGGGAGUUAUGAAGGAUGAUGUAGAACUCUAAAUGAGGGAUUUAUGAAGGAUGAUGUACAACUCUAAAUGAGGGAUGAUGCAGAACUCUAAAUGAAGGAUGAUGUACAACUCUAAAUGAAGGAUGAUGUAGAACUCUAAAUGAAGGAUGAUGUACAACUCUAAAUGAAGGAUGAUGUACAACUCUAAAUGAAGGAUGAUGUACAACUCUAAAUGAAGGAUGAUGUACAACUCUAAAUGAAGGAUGAUGUAGAACUCUAAAUGAAGGAUGAUGUAGAACUCUAAAUGAAGGAUGAUGUAGAACUCUAAAUGAAGGAUGAUGUACAACUCUAAAUGAAGGAUGAUGUAGAACUCUAAAUGAAGGAUGAUGUACAACUCUAAAUGAAGGAUGAUGUACAACUCUAAAUGAAGGAUGAUGUAGAACUCUAAAUGAAGGAUGAUGUAGAAUUCUAAAUGAAGGAUGAUGUACAACUCUAAAUGAAGGAUGAUGUACAACUCUAAAUGAAGGAUGAUGUACAACUCUAAAUGAAGGAUGAUGAAGGAUGAUGUAGAACUCUAAAUGAGGGAUUUAUGAAGGAUGAUGUACAACUCUAAAUGAGGGAUUUAUGAAGGAUGAUGUACAACUCUAAAUGAGGGAUUUAUGAAGGAUGAUGUACAACUCUAAAUGAGGGAGUUAUGAAGGAUGAUGUAGAACUCUAAAUGAGGGAUUUAUGACGGAUGAUGUAUGUGAAUGUACGAUGCUGCUGGGUAUAAAUGAAUAAUACAUUACUGUGAAGUACUGUUUAACUGGGAAUGUAUAUAUUGUUUAAUAUGGAGCUUGACGCAGGCCAAAUGCAUACGUGUAAAAUUGAAAAGUAUUAUUUGCUUUGGCAAUUUACUGCAAUAGAUCCAUGUAUAAAGUGAAGUGAUCAGAAUAAAACUAUAAUUAAAUAUA